Messenger RNA from Candidula unifasciata, 1293 nucleotides. The record is from the annotation of a GenBank genome assembly. NCBI's taxonomy places the organism in Eukaryota, Metazoa, Mollusca, Gastropoda, Stylommatophora, Geomitridae.
AUGACAUGUUUUCUGCGGCAACAGUUGCUGCAGAUAUGUGUUUUUGCAAUGGCGGGUUUCCUGUCCCGUACAUUUGAGAAGCUAAAAUCUUGCAUUUGCGGCCUCGGUUACACUGGUCUUUGGCUGUUUUGGCUCUUCCUAGUUCUUACUGUAAUUUAUUUUCUCCGCAUACCUCUCAAACUGAGUGAAAACGUGUCAUACGCGACCAUGUUUUUGAACACAUUAACCCCCAAGUUCUAUGUGGCCUUAACUGGAACCUCCUCUCUCAUUUCUGGGCUCAUAUUGAUCUUUGAGUGGUGGUACUUCAAGAAAUAUGGGACAUCUUUCAUUGAACAGGUCUCCUUAAACCACAUUUCUCCGUUACUUGGGGGUGGAGACACCUCGAUUGAGAAUGGAACCAUCACCAGCACUUCUGCGACCAGUACCAGUAAUGGUAGUAGCAUAUCCAAUGGUAGUGUGGAAAAUGGGAACCGGACGACGAGUCAGCAGUUAUCUUUACCUGAAUGCAAAGUUUGGCGAAACCCUUUAAACUUGUUCAGAGGAUCAGAAUACCAGAGGUUUAACUGGGCAACCGGCAAGGAACCGUUGACCUACUAUGACAUGAAUCUGUCGGCACAAGAUCAUCAGACUUAUUUUACCUGUGAGGCUGACACAGGGAAACCUGAAUAUGAAAUCAUGCAAAUGGCCUGGCGAGAAAGGAACCCACAGUCUAGGAUAAAAGCAGCUCACAGUGCACUGGAGAAAAAUACAGAGUGUGCCACAGCAAUGGUAUUACUAGCAGAAGAAGAAACAACAACAAUUUUAGAGUGUGAGAAAAUGUUCAAGCAGGCGUAUAAAGCAGCAGAAAACACCUACAGAAAAUCCCAAGCCACACAGCACCAAAAUUCCAUACAAGAGGCACUGCAUCGUCGAGACACAAAUGUGUUGGUGUAUAUAAAACGAAGGCUUGCCAUGUGUGCCAGAAAGCUGGGUAGAACGCGAGAAGCAGUCAAGAUGAUGAGAGAUUUGCUGAAAGAAUCUCCCAUAAUGAACUUCAACAUUCAUGAAAAUUUAAUAGAAGCUUUGCUAGAACUUCAAGCAUAUGCUGAUGUCCAAGCUGUUUUAGCCAGAUUUGAUGAUAUCAGCUUACCCAAGUCAGCCACAAUAUGUUAUACAGCUGCACUACUUAAAGCCAGGGCGGUGGCAGACAAAUUUUCCCCUGAUAUGGCAUCUAAGCGGGGUCUGAGUACAGCGGAAAUGUCAGCAGUAGAAGCUAUUCACAGAGCAGUGGAGUUCAAUCCACAUGUUCCCAAG